Molecule: messenger RNA, 2173 nt
Organism: Paramormyrops kingsleyae
Lineage: Eukaryota; Metazoa; Chordata; Actinopteri; Osteoglossiformes; Mormyridae
Gene: tbce
Product: tubulin folding cofactor E
Molecular function (GO): protein binding
Source: RefSeq, a predicted model, not a curated record
GUGACGAAAUUUUGACGCGCCGUCGCACAGCGAUUGUGUCACUUUUUCGCGAAGAGCCUGCAUCUGUCUUACUGUUCAUGUUAGAAAUUAUGUAUGAAUAAAGAAAAGAAGGCUUGACUAAGGUACUCAAAUGAGAAUCAUUAAUCCCGAGGCGCCGGACAUGGUCGAGUCUGUCCCGUCAGAUGCGGAGAGGAAAAGGGUCACCUGCGACGGGGAGCGGGGUACGGUGCGCUAUGUGGGCGCCGUGCCUCCCACCACAGGUGUGUGGCUCGGUGUGGAGUGGGACAACCCAGAACGAGGAAAACACGAUGGCAGACAUGAAGGAGUUCAGUAUUUCACAUGCAGACAUCCAACUGGCGGCUCCUUCAUCCGUCCACAAAAAGCCAGCUUUGGUGUUACCUACCUGGUGGCAAUGAGGCAGCGGUAUGAGGUGGAUUUGGAUGCCAUCACUGGAGAGCAACUCAAGAUUUCUACCAGGACAGUGGAGAUGAUUGGAUUUGAAGCUGUCUCUGAAAAACAGAAAGUAGCAAAUGUCACGGCAGUGUCACUCAGAUGCUGCGAGGUCUGUGGUCCUGGUCCAGAGAAUGAAAUCAGAGAAAUGACACCCAACGUGCUGUCGCUGGACCUGUCUGGCAACCUGCUCUGCUGCUGGGAGGACGUGGCUGGUAUCACCCGCCAGCUUCAGCGUCUCCAGGAGCUUCGGCUGGGUGAAAACAGACUGAGUCUCCCUGCCGACCCCCACAGCCUGGCUCCUGCGUUUGCCAGCCUGAAAGUCCUUGAUCUUAAAGGCAGUGCCAUCUCUUGGCUAGAGGUUCUGCAGUGUGCCCCCAUGUGGCCAUUCCUGGAAGAGAUGUACGUUAGUGACAACUGCAUCACCGAACUGCAAAAGCCAGUCAGUGUCUUACACUCCCUGACUGUGCUGGAUCUGUCCAGAAACCCCAUUGCUGAUGGAAGCGAGAUCCUAAAAAUAGCUGAUCUCCCCAGGUUGGAAAAGCUCAACUUAGCUGAAACUGGGCUCUCGUCCCUGCAGUUUAAUGACGUAUGUCCAGGAGGCAAGACUGCAAUGUUUCCUGCACUGAAGAUUCUAGCAUUGGAUGACAACAAAAUUUCAGAGUGGUCUGUGGUAAACGAGCUGGAGAAGCUGGCCAGCCUGCAGCAGCUGUCUUGCCACAGGAACCCGCUGAUGGGGGCAGAGAGGGACUUCCAAACGGCGCGGCAGCUCCUCAUCGCCUCCAUCGGCCAGCUGGAGGCGCUCAACAAGUCUCAGGUCACACCGGAGGAGAGGAAGGGGGCGGAGCUGGAUUACUGCAAGAUGUUUGGCACCAAGUGGCUGGAAUCCGGGGGCCACCGCGACUCGGAACAAAACCGGCCCAGUGCCAAAUUCACUGAAGAGCACCCGCGGUUUCAGUUCCUCAUCCAGAAGUAUGGUGCGCCAGAGGACGGCGAACUCAAGCAGCAAAAACCAUUCGCACUGAAAAAUCAGUUACUGAAUAUAACUUUCGUUUGUCCUGACAUGGCCGACAGGACACCGGUCCAGAAGAAGCUCCCAGACUCCAUGACCGUGCAGAAGGUGAAAGGUCUCCUGCACCGGAUGCUGAAGGUCACGGGCUCGGAGCUGAGGCUCACAUACACCAGUUCAAAGAUGGAGGGCAGGGAGAUUGAGAUCGACAACGACCUGAAACCGCUGCAGUUCUACUCCGUCGAGGACGGGGACACGGUGCUGGUCCGAUGGUCCUGAUCAUCAGACGUCAGGUGUGGGGUGGGAGACGGAACACCUAGGAUUGGCUGGUGACCUUGGAGGAAGUUGGGAUCCACCCUGUCUGGGAAAGCCUGGCUUCGCUCCAUUUAGACUCUAACACAAUCGUGACAUUUACAGACUGGCAGGAUGGACUAAUUGUUGCCUGAACGUUUGCUGGACUCCUACCUGCCACGUUCAGGCAUUUACAGCCAUGCUGGUUGUGAGGGAAAGGGGCGACUUUGUACACAGAGAGACAGCUGAUAAAGGACUAGGGGCAUGAACAGACAGCGAGCAUAUUCAUAAUCCCACGCUCAGUAUGCUUGUCGAUAUUUAAAAGCACACCACCAAGAAGACUUCUGAUGUGUGUUUUAUUUGACAGCUUACUGAAACUACUGUCUAAAUGAAAUGUAUAAUAAUUAAAUGUCACGUCAGAAA